Messenger RNA from Juglans microcarpa x Juglans regia, 1170 nucleotides. RefSeq lists its product as uncharacterized. The record is from RefSeq and is a predicted model, not a curated record. Lineage: Eukaryota; Viridiplantae; Streptophyta; Magnoliopsida; Fagales; Juglandaceae. Bases 1 to 1170 code for a protein of 389 amino acids. The transcript has 5 exons.
AUGUUCAAAAAUCAGAUUGGGAGAAACAUAGAGGUCUACGUGGAUGAUUUGUUGGUAAAUAGUGAAACCCCCGAGCAACACCUGGAUGACCUCCGCGAAGCCUUUAUAGUAUUAAGGCAAUACCAGAUGAAGUUGAACUCGAUGAAGUGUGCCUUCGGUGUUUUGCGGAAGGCGCGGACAUUGGAUGAAGAGUGCAACCACGCGUUCGAGGCUCUCAAGAAAUACCUCACCAGCCCUCCGCUUCUCAGCCAACCCAGAUGUGGAGAAACUUUGGUCUUGUACCUAUCUAUCUCCCCACAGGCAGCUUCAUCGGCCUUAGUUCGAGAUGAAGGUGGGGUCCAAAAACAUGUGUACUAUACCAGCCAGGAUUACCUAGGAGCAGAGACUAGAUAUCCACGCAUAGAGCAACUUGCCUUUGCCUUAGUGGUGAACACCCGAAGACUUCGCUCGUACUUCCAGGCUCAUCUAGUAAGAGUCCUCACCGAGAUCCUCCUGAAGAAGAUCCUACAAAAGCCGGAUGCCUCAGGUAGCCUUACGAACUGGGCUGUGGAGCUGAGCGAAACGGGUCAAACACGCACCUCCCAUGAGGGUAAAAAGUAUAAUUAUGCUAUCAAGUUGGCAUUCAAAACCAUUAACAAUGAGGCAGAGAAUGAGGCACUAUUCUCUAGUCUGGUGGUCGCCAGGUCUCUAGGAGCCAAAGAAGUAGAGAUCCAACAUGUGUUGAUGGCAGAGAAUCAAAAGGUGGAUAAAUUGGCACAAGCGGCAUCUGGGCAAGAAGAUUCUCCCCUUCUAGAAGGAACAGGAGCUCCAGAAUGGGCGUUGGAUAUUGUCAAGUACAUAGAUGCCAACGAGGUACCAAAUGACAGGUGUGAAGCCAGAAAGAUCAGGAACAAAGCAUCGAGUUACACUCUAGUCGAGGGGGUCCUAUAUCGAAGGGGAUACUCCACACCUCUUCUGAGGUGCAUCUCAUUUGAAAAAGUCCAAUACGUGCUGGCAGAAGUACACAGGGGAAUUUGUGGUGACCACUCUGGAGGAAAGGUGCUGGCAGGCAAAGUGAUGAGCACGGGAUACUACUGGCCUCGCGCCCUACAGGAUGCUGAAGAGUACGUGCGGAAGUGCAAGAAAGCCAAGAAUAUUCUAAAGUGCCCCAUUACCCGCCAAAAGAACUGA